AUACUGGCGGGGGGAGGGGUGGGGUUUAGAGGAAGCGGAAGUGUCAGAGCAGGCGGAAGUGGUACUGCCCUGAAUACCCUGAGCAGCGAGCGGAGGACGGCUUGAUAAACUCCCAUCGUUCAGAGAAUAAAAUCGGGAUUCCUAGUACGCUUUAAAUCCUAAAAGAUGGAUAAGAACGACCUGGUGCAGAAAGCCAAGCUGGCAGAGCAGGCCGAGCGCUACGACGACAUGGCAGCUGCCAUGAAGGCCGUGACGGAGCAGAGCCUGGAGCUCAGCAACGAGGAGCGCAACCUGCUCUCUGUCGCCUACAAGAACGUGGUGGGGGCCCGUCGUUCAUCCUGGCGCGUCAUCUCCAGCAUCGAGCAGAAGACGGAGGGGAACGAGAAGAAACAGCAGAUGGCUCGCGAUUACCGCGUGAAGAUCGAGUCUGAACUCCAAGAAAUCUGCCACGACGUGCUGAAUCUGCUCGACAAAUUCCUUAUUCCCAAUGCAUCUCAAGCGGAGAGCAAGGUGUUCUACCUCAAAAUGAAAGGAGACUACUUCAGAUACCUGUCAGAGGUGGCCUCUGGGGACUCAAAGAAGGAUACGGUGGAGAACUCUCAGCAGGCCUACCAGAACGCCUUCGACAUCAGCAAGAAGGACAUGCAGCCAACACACCCCAUCCGGCUGGGCCUGGCCCUCAACUUCUCCGUCUUCUACUACGAAAUCCUCAACUCCCCCGAGCAGGCCUGCUCUCUGGCCAAGCAGGCUUUUGACGAGGCGAUCGCCGAGCUCGACACCUUGAACGAGGACUCGUACAAAGACAGCACGCUGAUCAUGCAGCUACUAAGGGACAACCUCACUCUGUGGACAUCAGAAAACCAGGGAGACGAGGGCGAGACCGGCGACGGAGAGAACUAGAGCGCACUUCACUGUUAACCCAUCCCCACUCUCUUCCUCUUCCUUUUAUCUCUCUUCCUCUUUCUUCUCUUCUUCCUCUCUUCGUACACAUAAACAGCCCAUUCAUUCCCUCGUCCCACUUGUUCAAGCCCAGCCUCCCGACUUCCCUUCUGUAUAACCAACAGCAUGAAUAGUACCUGACCUUCACAAAUGAAUUAAAAAAAAUAAAUAAAUAAAAAAUGGAGGGAGGAAAAGGCAGAAACUACUUCAUCACCCUGAGAUCCCUCCAUCCCUCCUCCCUCCCUUGAUCAUGGCACUCCAAGGCAGGCCACCAGGCUAAAUCCGUUGGCCAGUCUAGUCUUAUAGCAUGCAGGGAGGAUUUUUAUCCAAAAACCACAAAAUAAAGUAAAAUUUUUAGAGUCCACAUUCCCCCGUUUUUAUCCUCCUCGUUUAAUCUUUCUCCUCCAUUCCUUCCGUUCUUCCUCGCUCCUCUUCCCCUCCUUCCUAACAUCUCAGUACGUUCUCUCACCCUCCUCCCCCCUCCUCCCCUCCUCCCCCUCCUCCUCCCCCUUCCCCUCCUCUCUAGCGAGUUAAUGCAUUUAUAUAGUUGUCCAUCCCUUCUCUUUUUGGCUUUUCUUAGUGUACUGGCGAAAAAUGGCUGGUUUUAUUCCACUUUAAACAAAACAAAAAAAGGUUAUUAAACUGUCCGUUUAUUUUCAACAAACACUGUGAUGCUUAGUUUUUCCUCCACCUUGCCAACAGAUCCUUGUUUGAUGGCAAAAAACAAAAAAACAACAUUCAGCUGGGAGAGGGUGUGUUUGAACAGCAGUGCAAUUCUGCUGAGGUUUAUACAGAAGGGUCCUCCUACAAGGCUGUAUUGUGACACUGACAAAUCUAAAAACAAAAGUGUUUUACCUGCUGUGUAAUCAAACACUCACUGUUUUUUCCGUUUUAUCUUCCUUUCUAACCGGGACCCGGGGUUUUAUCCAACACCAUAAAUCCAGUUCAGAACUAAAAAACAAACGAAAAACAAAACUGAUUUGGUCAAUUAUUACUAAUCACACAGAAAGCAUACAUUCCAUCUUAAUGUUUGAGAAAAUUUUAGACAUCUUUCACAACAAAUGGGACCUGCCUGCUUCCUUGGAAUCCACCUCCUUGUCAAGGUGCUGUUGAACAUCAGUACUGCUGUCCCUAAAGAUAAUUCCUUAACCAUGUGUUCAUUUCCCUUUGCGGUUGCUUUUUCUCUCUUUUUUUAAUGUGUGUGUGUGUGUGUGUGUGUGUAUAACAAAUCAAACUCUUCUUUCCGUUUUUUUGAAAACUGUAAAAUUGUAAAACAUUUUUAGAGCUUAACUGUAAAUCUGUCUUUUGGAAAACAAAAAAAACGGUUUUGUCGAUGUUGUUCGUUAACACCUGCUUGCAAAGAAAACCUUGAAGCCGUUACAGUCAGCUGCUGUGUUGUAUGCUUUGGCAUUUUUGACCAGAUCUUUUUUUUUUUUUUUUUUGGUACUUUUCUUUUCCUCUUAUGACGCCCCUUCACUGCUUGUACUGACAAGCCUAGAGAAGUCCUGAGUUUCCACUUGCUGCUGAAUGGUGUCAUCUGCCAACAAGAAUGCAUGCCUUCAUUUAUCACCAUGUAAAUCUACCGCAAGCAUUGAGUGGGGAAUUGUUGACGCUUAAACUUGUUCCAGUGAGGCCUGGUACUGAUCCUGCAACCUAAAUCAAUUCUGAUUACGAUUACACUAUUGGCUAACUAUGCAAAAAAUGCAAAAGUUGAGUUAAUUAAAUAAGGAUAUUUCGCCAAAUCGAACAAAUUUGAUUUUAAAAAAAAAAAAAAAAAAAAAAAAGGAAGCAGUGAUUUUAAGUGUCACCUCUGGAGCUGUUCAAGUCCACAACAGGUACGUGCGUUGAAGGAGCCAAACCUCCCAGCAGCCGAUCAGCCAAUCACCUGUUUGUGGAACCUGUAGUUCGGAUUGCGGUUUUUAUCUUCAGGCUGGAGUUUCAGUAAACAUGCGUACAUGUCGAAGGCAACCUUCAGAUUACCUUUAGGAAAAGAGAAAACAAUCAGCAGCUAACGGUACAUUUUCUGGCUUAUUUUUCCAGAUCUGGUCUUUUACGAUCUUUAGAAUCGUAAUCAUUGUAAUCUGCAACAAAAUUAGGCCCCAUGUGGUUUCUCCUGUUUAAAACAACUGCACCCUGCCAAUAGCAAGAUACUGUACGUGUUUAAAAGCAAUGCAAAUCCCAAGCUAGAGUUGUCUUUAGUCCCAAACUUUGAGGAAUAUUGGCAGGUGUCAGCUGACCAGAAUGCAAACCUGACAACUCCGUCAGAAGCCUCUUUCCUUCCUCAAAAGUAGAAAUAGUCAAGUAAAUUCUUUCUCCUCCACUCAGUGUCACAAUAACCUUGUCAUUAACCAUCUCAACAUUCCACUCUGUAGGUGUAGAAAAGUCAUGUGUCUCAAUGUUUUUUUUUUCUUUUGCUGGGGACAAAUGUUUUCAUGCACUGACGUUUAAAAGGUUGAAAAAAAAUUAUUCCUCCCUGCCGCUCUUUUUCUCGUUAGCUGAACAAAAAGGCAGUUAUUCUACGCUUUAUAAGGAAAAAAUUAUCCCAUGCAGUAGUGAAUGUGGCACCGAGCCUGUCUGUAUAUCUGGUAUCUCAAAUCAUUUUCUUUUUACUGACCAGUAUUCAGCUUAAAAUAAAAAGGAAAAAAAAAAUAACCCCAAAAAAAAACAACAAAAAAAAAAGUUUGCUUCUGUGACGGUUUUAUUGCUUAGCGCGCACGUGGUUGUGAAAAUUUAGACUUAGCUUAAGGACACCAAUAAAAAUGAGAAAAUGACAAAAAAGAAAACCCCUCAACACCUCCCACUCCCCCACCCUGGUUAUUGACGUAAUACUAGAUUUGUGUAUGUCUUUUAAAAAAAUUCCAACUCUAGUUUCACCUUACAUGUUAUAAACAGGACAAAAUGUAAAAGACAAUUUAAAGUGAAAUAAAGGUUUUAUCAGUUCUGAA
This is a messenger RNA of Lates calcarifer (barramundi perch), 3884 nucleotides long. It is a transcript of the gene ywhaba, whose product is annotated as tyrosine 3-monooxygenase/tryptophan 5-monooxygenase activation protein, beta polypeptide a. NCBI's taxonomy places the organism in Eukaryota, Metazoa, Chordata, Actinopteri, Centropomidae. The record is from RefSeq and is a predicted model, not a curated record. The coding region runs from base 166 to 900 and encodes 244 amino acids. The transcript is spliced from 7 exons. Gene Ontology annotation, biological process: signal transduction. Gene Ontology annotation, cellular component: cytoplasm.